AUGGGUAAAGAGAAGUAUUAUGUUGUCCUCGUUGGACGUCAUCCUGGUAUAUACUUCACAUGGGACGAUGCACGAGUAGAAGUGGAGGGAUUCAGUGGGGCCAGACAUAGGGCCUUCAAGAAUUGGAAAGAGGCUGUGGCAUGCUGGGAAAGUUAUUUCGGAAAGGCUAGGGAACCGUCUAGACCUAUUACAGAUUAUCCUAUUCAUCAGAUUGCUGCUUCAUCUGCUGAGGUGGACAUCCCUCUCACGACCACCUCCUCUAUUCGACAGACGACACAACCAACCAUGGUUGUGGUGGAGAGGGCAACGUCGACUGACAAUCUUGGGCUAUCGGACAGCGAGAAACUCGUGGCCCUUUUGGUUGGCGUUAGCAAAUUGCUAGCAGCAAGCAUCUCUGAUUUUCCUGAAUACGUGUCAGAGGUGAAAAGGAUCCGAACCGUUCAUCCAGUAGGUGCCACCAAACUAUCCAAACCUCCCAAUCACCAAGUGACUUAA
Molecule: messenger RNA, 495 nt
Organism: Magnolia sinica
Lineage: Eukaryota; Viridiplantae; Streptophyta; Magnoliopsida; Magnoliales; Magnoliaceae
Exons: 2
Coding region: 1-495 (164 amino acids)
Source: RefSeq, a predicted model, not a curated record